Molecule: messenger RNA, 3574 nt
Organism: Drosophila ananassae
Lineage: Eukaryota; Metazoa; Arthropoda; Insecta; Diptera; Drosophilidae
Product: zinc finger protein 501
Exons: 3
Coding region: 493-2187 (564 amino acids)
Biological process (GO): regulation of transcription by RNA polymerase II
Cellular component (GO): nucleus
Molecular function (GO): DNA-binding transcription factor activity, RNA polymerase II-specific; RNA polymerase II cis-regulatory region sequence-specific DNA binding
Source: RefSeq, a predicted model, not a curated record
AUCGAUGUGUUAUCAAUGCAGCUCUGUCGUUAGCCCAGCCCUGGAAAACCACGCCAGUCAUUUUUGUUUUGAUAAGGAUACGGAUACAAAAAGAGCGUGGCCUGGAAAAUUUGCAGAAACCAGCAAGAAAACGCCACAACCCGAGCCCGAAUCGGUGCAAACUGUGCGUCAGGUGGAGCGCGAUCCACUAGUCACGCAUUCGCGCUUUCCCCAGCCAACGUGGUAUCAGCGUGCGAGGAAGAAGAGGAGAAGUGGCAAAAGCAGAAGCACCAGCAAGAGCAGAAAACAGUGCAGACAGCUAAAAUAACGAAUCGAAAAAGCCCGGGGAGUGCUGGUGGAGGUGGUGGUCGUGCUGGUGCGGAGCAGGAGGCGAAGAGAAGUAGCGCGCGCGGGGGAAGGACCGAGUGGGCAUGGCCGUGGGCCUACGGUGUGGCCACCAUUGUAUAACUAGGAAGCGCUAAGGAACAAAUCUCGAAUAGCUCUUGAACCGCCAUGCAUCUGAACCAUGCGACCGCCGCCACAGCAGCCAUGGCCUCCUACCAGCAAUACCCGCUGCCAGCGAACCAUGGCGGGGGUGGUGGAAACGGCGGCGGAGGAGGCAGUGGGGGUGGGGGUGGCGGCAGCGGCAGUGGUGGGGGCGCUGGCCUGCACCAACCAACCACGCUGGCUAGCUUGCAGCAGAGCCCGUUCGCCCUGCACCAACUAACUGCCGUGCAGGCCAUCCAGCAUCCCACCCACCAGGCCAUGCUCCAUCCACAACAUCCGCUCGUCCACCUGCUGGACAUUUCCACAACCACAACGAAUAGUGGCGGCGGCGGAGGCAGCCACACACCCAUAUCGCCGAUGAAGCAGGAGGUGCAGAGUGUGAUCAGCGAGGAGGAGGUGGUGGUUGAUGACCCUCGCAAGAAGAAGCAGUGCCACGUGUGCAAGAACAAGUUCCGGCAGCUGACCACCUUACGCAACCAUAUGAAGAUCCACACAGACGAAAGACCCUACAAGUGCAAGCACUGCGACAAGGCCUUCCGCCAGAUCUCGACGCUGACCAAUCACGUGAAGAUCCAUACCGGCGAGAAACCCUUCACCUGCAACAUCUGUGCCAAGGAUUUCCGCCAACAGAGCACGCUGAUCAAUCACAUCAAGACGCACAAGGCGGCGGAGUCCAGCACGCCCACCUCCCUGCUGAACUACCAGCCGCAGCCGAGCGGCAAGCACCGAAAGUCGCAGAUGCAUCAGGCGUAUCAGCCGCAGCAUCAGCGAGUCCAAAUCUCAAAGACGUUGUACUCCGGCAGCUACAGUUCUCCGGCGGCGGAGGAGUUGGUGAAGCCCUACCAGUGCAGCGUCUGCAAGCGCCGCUUUCCACAGCUGAGCACGCUGCACAACCACGAGCGGACCCACAUCGAUCCCAAGCCCUACAAGUGCGAGACGUGCGACAAGUCCUUCAGCCAGCUGGCCACGCUGGCCAACCACAAGAAGAUCCACACGGGCGACAAGCCGUACACGUGUUCCUACUGCCACAUGCAGUUCCGCCAGCAGAGCACUCUCACCAACCACCUCAAGACGCAUACGCACCAGCUCGCCCACGGCGGGGCUGGCGCCGGUGGAGGAGGUGGUGGUGGAGGCGCCGUAACAGCCACAGUGGAUCACUCAAUGCCCGCUCCUCUGGCGCCCGGAACGCAACAACUGACGAGCGGACUGUUGCCGAAUAACCUGCAUGGCAGCACGCCAAACAUCAUCCAGCUGGACCAUCAUCCGCUGCUGCACUUCCUCGACGGCAGCACCACGGUUAGCUCAGUGGUGGCUACAGCAGCGGCCGCGGCCAAUACUAAAGUGGAACCGUUCCAGGGCAGCGGCGGCAGUGGUGGCGGCGGGGGAUCACCGCCGGGCCGGAUGACCGUGGUGGGCACGAUACACAUGCUGAAGGGCGAUAAUCCAGACCGGCCGUUCGGCUGCAGCGUCUGCCAGCGAUUCUUCUCGCAGCAGAGCACUCUGGUAAAUCACAUCAAGACGCACACGGGCGAGAAGCCGUACAAGUGCAAGAUCUGCGAGGUCAACUUCCGGCAGGUGGCUACGCUCAACAACCACAUGAAGAUCCAUACCGGGGAAAAGCCCUACAACUGUUCCUACUGCCCCAAACAGUUCCGGCAGAAGAGUACGCUGCAGAACCAUCUCAGGGUGCACACCUGCUAAGCCCAGACCUGCACCGCCAGCACCUGCCGGAACGAGCAGUCACAACCAGCCAGCCAGCCAGCCAGUCAGUCAAGCAGCCAUUGAGGAAUAGUGCAAUAUGAAUGCCACAUAGCACGUACAGUUUAGAGAUCGCAUAAUACGGCAUACGAAUACGAUGAUUACAUGAAUACUAUAUUUGAAUAUAUACUCGAAAGUGUUAUUUACCUGCUGUGCAGAGCGCAAUUGUAUGUAACUAUAUAUCGUAGAGAGCUGAUCCAUAUGCGUGUCCAAUUGUAAAUUAAGGCUAACCGUAUUCGCAUAAGCCACGAAUGAAAUGAUACAGGGUGUUUAAGCCUAUAGCUCCAACCUAUCCCCUAUCACCUGGGUGGAUCGGCUUCAGUGGGUGGCUGAGAAAGUAAUCCUUGGAACAGGUCCAAACAAUUCAAUCUCUAUUACACGCCUAUGUACUAUGUUAGUAAGCCCCAUGAUUAUGUUUCCUAGCCGAAGUGAUACAUAUUGAAAUACUAAAUCAUAAAUAUUUAUUUCUUUCGGAAGCGUUUUAACUACUUUAGCAGCCAACUAAUAUUCGUAGCUUAUUUGUACAUUUCUGAUUUAUAUUUUAGUAUAUAUCGCAAAAUCAAAGCUAGAAAAUAUUGUUUAUUUUUAACACUAUUUUACCAGCACCUAUUUUAUUUCCUAAAAGGAAGCGGUUCAGGAGCCUCGGGAGGCGAUCUACGAUAUCUGUUGUUUGUUUUAUCGCUUUUAGGACCUAAUUGUUCUGAGCUGUGCAACGAUUACUUUCCUGCCCCCACUGCAACUGGUGCCCCCGAAUUCCCAUCCUCCUCCUCCUAUGAGUUCCGAGUACCGGCUUCUCUCAGCUUUUCUCGUCGUGUUAAAUGUUAAGCCCGCCAGCAAAGUAAAGUAAAUGAAUUAAAAGUAAAACUAGUUAUUGCUACUAUACUACUGUGUGUAAUCCCCGCCCGCUCUAAACUUACAUAACUGCAUCGGAGAGGUAGAAUCGAAGGAGAAAACCGACUAUUCAUAUAAGUGUACUCUUAGCGCAUAUUUAGCAGCAUCUUCUACUCAACAUGACUACAGCGGAGCAGAGGCGAUCGCAUCAAAUAAUCAAUAAUACAACUUAAAUUGAUAACUAUUGAUUGCAAACCGGGUUGCUUAUAGAACAAAGCGUAAAGUUAAAUUAGAAAACGGAACGAAAUCGAGUCCCUAUAUUAAGUAUGAGAGGUGGAGAACCGGAGUAAUACCAGCUAUUGAAUCGACAGAAUGAUCGUAAAUGUUGUAGAGAAUAUAUAGUAUAUAUAUAAAAAUAUAUAUAUAAACUACUUGUAAAUGUAAGCGAAGCGAUGAGCUAAAACACAAUAAUAAAAGAUACAGAAAGAAAACAUUAAAA